Drechmeria coniospora is the source of this 1014-nucleotide messenger RNA. RefSeq names its product proteasome subunit alpha type 6. Bases 1 to 1014 code for a protein of 337 amino acids. The record is from RefSeq and is a predicted model, not a curated record. Lineage: Eukaryota; Fungi; Ascomycota; Sordariomycetes; Hypocreales; Ophiocordycipitaceae. The transcript is spliced from 5 exons. Gene Ontology annotation, biological process: ubiquitin-dependent protein catabolic process. Gene Ontology annotation, cellular component: proteasome core complex, alpha-subunit complex; nucleus; proteasome core complex.
AUGAGCAUCCACCUCAACGUCGGCUCCAGGCAAGCUCCGGCCAACGUAACGCGACCAUCCUCACAAGCACAGGAGCUUCGUCACUCCACCGCCGCCCAUUCCGACCCUUCCACAACAACCACGGCCUCAACGCUCAUCGUUUGCUGCUGCUUUGAGCCUUCACUGAAGCUCAGGGGAUACUUUGUGCCCUCCUCUGCCCUCAGAAGGGCCAUCAUUUCGCCGCCAUGUCUGCCUCGGCUAACGUCUGAUGCUUCGACAGCCAGCGCGUACGAUCGACACAUUACCAUCUUUGCCGACAAUGGUAGACUGUACCAAGUCGAGUAUGCCUUCAAGGCAAUCACAGCUGCAAACAUCAUGUCUGUAGGCGUUCGGGGAAAGGACUGUGCCGUCGUCCUCUCCCAGAAGAAGGUGCCUGACAAACUCAUCGAUCCGGCCUCGGUCUCCCACAUCUUUCAGAUCUCUCCUUCGGUCGGCUGCGUCAUCACCGGGUCCAUCGCCGACGCCAGGGCGUUUGCGCAACGAGCCCAGGGCGAGGCUGCCGAGUUCAGGUACAAGUUUGGCUACGAGAUGCCGGCCGACGUGCUCGCCAAGCGGCUGGCCAACAUCAGCCAAGUGUACACGCAGCGGGCCUACAUGCGCCCGUACGGCGUCGCCACGACCAUCAUCGCCCUCGACUCCGAGUUCGGUCCCCAGCUCUUCAAGUGCGACCCGGCCGGGUACUACAUCGGCUACAAAGGCACGGCGGCCGGACCGAAGCAGCAGGAGGCCCUCAACCACCUCGAGAAGAAGCUGCGCAACAAGGACCACGCCGAGGGAACGUGGGAGGAGGUUGUCGAGCUCGCCAUCACGACGCUGAGCACCGUGCUCAGCAUGGACUUCAAGAAAGGGGAGCUCGAAAUCGGCAUCGUCGGCGGCCCGCGCAAGGACGGUAGGGAGGGUACGGAUGCUGCAUUCCGCAUGCUCACCGAGGAUGAGAUUGACGAAAGAUUACAAGCCAUCGCGGAGAAGGAUUAA